Meira miltonrushii is the source of this 918-nucleotide messenger RNA. RefSeq lists its product as uncharacterized. The transcript is spliced from 2 exons. NCBI's taxonomy places the organism in Eukaryota, Fungi, Basidiomycota, Exobasidiomycetes, Exobasidiales, Brachybasidiaceae. Bases 1 to 918 code for a protein of 305 amino acids. The record is from RefSeq and is a predicted model, not a curated record.
AUGUUGCCUUCCAUCCUUUCCAAGCUAUCCCCUAAGAACAAGAUCAUGCAACAUGGCUGUACAUGGAACAAGUUCUCCUUUAAACCACACAACAUAAAUCAUGAUGUCGCUAUAGAGCUUGCCGUUGAAGUACAUCAACCUGCUCAAGAUAAAGUCCAUACAGUGUUGAUUGUGUGUCAUGGCAGAGAGAGGGAUGCUAUGCAAAUCCUCCGACAAGCUCGUCAAAAUUUAUCAGAUGAAAAUGUAUUAAUUAUUGCGCCAAAAUUUCUCAACGGGACAGACUCGGCAAACACGGCCGGACAAGCAAGUAAUUUAUUGAUUUGGAGAGGAAACGAUUGGGGUGAAGGCGGACCGAGUAAAUCGACUGCUGGCAGUCCUAUUACAUCUUUUGAAGUUUUGGACGCAAUCAUUUCCUAUUAUAGCGAUCCUACGAGAUUCACAAGGCUAAAGAAAGUUGUAUUGGUAGGACACAGUCUUGGAGGUCAGCUCGUACAGAGAUAUUCGGUCUUGGGCAAAGCAACGAAACAUGCUGAACAUCUUGAGCCAAUAUUUGUGGUGAUGAAUCCAAGUACUUACCUCUACCUUCGAGAUGAUAUUCCUUACAAAUACGGCUUGGCGGGAAGACAGAAAGCUUUUGCCCAUUAUAGCUCUGCUGCUUCCAUAAGCACGCAAGAGCUCACAUUGCGCUUUCGACAAAGAAAGGUGCAUUACUUGCAUGGCGAAAGGGAUCUUGGCACAGGAGAUGAACGACCUUUGGCGAUGGCACAAGGAAGGAACCGAUUCGAACGAAGCCAAAAUUGGUGUAAUCAUUUACAUUCUCUCGUUUGGCCAGCAACGCAUACAUUCGCAUACGUACCUAAUGUUGGUCAUGACGCUGGCAAGAUGAUGGCUUCUUCUCACUUUAAAAGUAUUUUAUGA